AUGGGUGAGCUUUUGCUUGUGGAGCGGGAAUGGUUGGGGGACAAUAUCAGAGGAACAGAGAAAUUUGAUGUCUACAAGUUAAACAUUGCUGCCAAAACGUGGGAGAAGGUGGAAUGUUUGCGUGAUUGUGCUUUAUUUUUGGCCAAAAAUCAACCGGCAAUGUCAUUAUCCACGCAGAAAUUGCCAAGAUUGAAAGAAAACUCAAUUUAUUUCGCAGAAGAGUAUCACGAGUAUUCACAUGGUGGUGAUAUUAUUGAUAUUCAUGUUCGAGGAGUGUUCAACUUUGAAACUAAAGUUGUUAAGCAAUACUGUAUAACUGGAGCGCAUAACUUUAGUUAUUCACCAGCCGUUUGGAUUGUGCCUAGUCCUUGGUGA
Messenger RNA from Prunus armeniaca (apricot), 375 nucleotides. The record is from the annotation of a GenBank genome assembly. NCBI's taxonomy places the organism in Eukaryota, Viridiplantae, Streptophyta, Magnoliopsida, Rosales, Rosaceae.